Messenger RNA from Asparagus officinalis (garden asparagus), 2964 nucleotides. RefSeq lists its product as uncharacterized. The coding region runs from base 1 to 2964 and encodes 987 amino acids. The record is from RefSeq and is a predicted model, not a curated record. The transcript has 4 exons. Lineage: Eukaryota; Viridiplantae; Streptophyta; Magnoliopsida; Asparagales; Asparagaceae. Gene Ontology annotation, molecular function: catalytic activity.
AUGACAAUGCUAUUCUGGAAUGUAAGGGGCAUGAAUAAUUUGAGUAGGAGAAAGGAUAUUAAAAGACAUAUUAAAUCAUUGAAUCCUAGUGUUGUGGGUUUAUUAGAGACCAAAGUAAAAUCUGAAAAGUCUUACAGGGUGUCCAAAUGUAUCCCUCCUCACUGGUCAUACUGUAAUAAUUAUACUGCUUCUAGUAGAGGAAGAAUUUGGGUAGCUUGGGAUGCAGAGGUCUGGAAUGGUACUGUUUUAUCUGUCACUUUACAGCAGAUAACAAUAAUUCUACAAAAUAAUGGGGGUCUCAAUCUAAUGUUGAGUGUCAUUUAUGGAGAAAAUUCAGAAUCAUUAAGAUCUACUUUAUGGGAUGAUAUUACUGAUAUUCAUGCUCAAAUUAACAAAAUGCCGUGGCUUUUAGUGGGGGAUUUCAAUGUUUGUAGAUACACAUCAGAGAAAAUUGGAGGAAGGAAGCUUACUGCAAGGAAUCUGAAAGAUUUCAAUGAUUGUAUACAGAAUUGUAGACUGUCUGAUAUCAAAAGCUCUGGUUCAUGUUGGACAUGGCAUAAUAAGCAACAAGAAUAUAAAUGCACAUCUUCUAGUGAUCACACCCCAGCUCUUGUCCAUUUUAUGCCCAGCACUACUUCAGGGCCAAAGCCAUUCAGAUUUUUUAACUUCUGGACUCAAUGUCAAGGUUAUGAAGAUGUGGUCAAUAGUGUCUGGAAUAUUUCAAAAGCAGUUAAGAGAGUUCUAACUGAUGAAGCAAAACAAUGGUUAUGCAAGGAUAUAAGUUACAAGGAGAUUAAGGAUGCUCUUUUCCAGAUGAAUCCAGAUAAGGCACCAGGACCUGAUGGUAAACUCCUUAAACAGAUCAAUCAUACUUUCCUCACCCUAGUGCCGAAAUCACAAGAAGCAUCUUCCAUAAAUGAUUAUAGACCAAUAUCUUGUUGCAAUGUCAUAUACAAGAUUAUAUCUAAAAUUUUGAGUAAUCGUCUUAAAUUGGUGGUGGGUGAAUUGAUAUCACAAAAUCAACAUGCUUUUUUGCAAGGGAGACAUAUAGGUGAAUGUUCGUUGUUGGCUCAUGAAUUGCUAAGGGAUUUCUCUAAGAAUCAUGGGAAAAGAGCUUGUUUAAAAAUUGAUUUGCAUAAAGCUUUUGAUAGCAUUAACAGAGAGUUUGUAUACUAUAUUAUGCACUGUAUGGGUUUUCCAGUCAAAUGGAUCAAUUGGAUUAGGGAGUGCCUGUCAACUGCUACUUUCUCUGUUCUUUUAAAUGGUUCCCCUAAUGGUUUUUUUAAGAGUAAUAGGGGCAUUAGGCAGGGAGACCCUCUAUCUCCUUAUAUAUUUGUAUUGGUGAUGGAAUUCUGGUCUAUUGGGAUGGAGUUGGCUACAAUCUCAGGGGAAAUUCAAAAUAUUAAGAAGAACAAGAAUCUGCAAGUCUCCCAUCUCUUGUUUGCUGAUGAUAUGCUGGUUUUCUGUAGAGCAAAUAGGAAAUCUUUCGAAGGUAUAAACAAUCUGCUAGAUUCUCUGGUUCUUCAUACUGGUUUGAGUAUCAACCGAAGCAAAAGCAGGAUAUAUUACAUCAAGGGUUGUGUUAAUACAAAUGAUCUAAGCUCUAUUGUGGGAAUAUCUAGAGGAACUCUGCCUAUGAAAUACUUGGGAUUACCUCUAUCAAUAAAUUAUCCUAAAGCUAAGGAUUUUAUCUCCCUAAUUGAUAAAGUUAGGAAUAAGAUCGAGGGUUGGAUGACUCACUCCUUAUCAUUUGCGGGGAGGCUUGAGCUCAUUAAAGCAGUUCUGUAUAGUACCAUAUCUUAUUGGUACUCUGCUUAUUUCUUUCCUAGCUCUGUUAUACACAGUUUGGAAGCUACUUUUGCAAAUUUUCUUUGGAAGGGUAAGAUGCAUGCAAUUAAAUGGAAAAAUGUCUGUAGACCAAAACAGGAAGGAGGAUUUGGACUCAGAACACUAGAUGAUCUCUGUCAAGCUGCAGGUUUAAAGUUGAUUUGGCGCCUCCUUACUGUUAAUUCUCUUUGGACUAAUUGGAUGAAUUUAAGAUAUAUCAAGGAUGUUAAUUUCUGGAAUUCUUCUUCUAACUUAAUGGACUCUGGCACUUGGAAGUAUCUUUCAGGUCUCAAAUUCAAAGCCUUGAAUUGCAUACGGAAAUCUAUUGGAAAUGGGGAAUCUACUUCACUCUGGUUUGAUCCAUGGAUUCAUGAAGGCAGAAUUAUUGAGUUAAUACAACAUCCUACUCCUCAGCUCACUAGCACUGAGAAUUGGACAGUUUCUCACAUCAUUCAAAAUUCUCAAUGGAAUAUAACUUUACCUUGUCUUAUGCCUCUGGUGAAUGCAAUAGCUGAAAUCAAAAUUUCUGAACAAAGUGAUCAAUGGGUUUGGCUUCCUGAAGUUAGUGGUAAGUUCUCCUUUGCUUCGGCUUGGGAUCAAGUUAGGACUCAUUUCAAUAGUUUUGAUCUUUACAAUGUGAUUUGGUUCCCUUCAGCAAACCCAAAAAUGGCCUGCUGUUUGAUUAAAUGUAUAUACAAUAGAAUGGCUACUAGAGACAGGCUUUCAAAAUUUGGUAUCACCUCAGUGGAAGAUUGUGUUCUUUGCUCUGGUGAGAAGGAAUCUAGAGACCAUCUUUUCUUUCAAUGCCCGUUCACAGCUUUUAUUUGGAAGCUCUGUAAACUAAAAUUGCGGUUGGAUCCUACGGUUAUCCAAGACCUCACAUCUGAAGCGCUGCACAUUCAACAGAAAUUCAAGGUGAGGGAUAGAACAUUCAAACUGGCAAGAUUGGUUUUAAGUGCUACUGUGUGGCAUAUCUGGCAAGAAAGAAAUCGUCGGAUCUUUCACAAUCAGAGGAUGCAUAAGGUUAUGGUGUUUAGGAGACUUUAUGAGGAUAUUAAUGUUCUGCUUCGUACCUGUAACUGGAAGGCGGGAAAUGAGGAGGUUCUAGCAAAUUGGAGCCUGGAUACAAUUAGUUGA